This is a messenger RNA of Ylistrum balloti, 5865 nucleotides long. RefSeq lists its product as uncharacterized. The coding region runs from base 191 to 4054 and encodes 1287 amino acids. Lineage: Eukaryota; Metazoa; Mollusca; Bivalvia; Pectinida; Pectinidae. The transcript is spliced from 5 exons. The record is from RefSeq and is a predicted model, not a curated record.
CAUUAGGGAAAAUAUCUUCCUUUCCAGGUGAGAUCUUGCAGUAUCUCUGACCUCUUUCAUUUUGAGGAAGGGAGAUAAUCAGCAGUGUAACCACAAAACAACAGAAUUGUUGUGUAUUACAUAACAACAGAUUCUACAAAUGAAUAAAUGAAAAUUUCCAGAAAUGAGAUGACAAUGUAUCACAAGAAAUAUGGCAACAGGUGAUGUUCAGAUUACCUUGAGAGACCUUGAGGCAGACACUUUGCCUGUCUAUGGUUCAGAUAUGGAUAUGGGUAGCGAACAUAGAGAGUCUUGUAUACUUUCUCAAGAAAAUGCCAUUUUGCCUGAGGCUAAUGCUUCAAAAGUGUCAAAUUUACGAUUCUGGCGAAAAAAGCCAGGUGACAUUGGUCUUGACUUUCUGAAAUCGUUGUGGGACUGUUCAUCAGUUUCCACACCAAAACGUCUUGAAUCGCGAGUUUCAGUGGAUGGAGAGAAAACCUGUAUUACAGAAACUCGGAGUGAUGAAGAGGAUGAAACUGAAAGCUUUCGGAAUGAUUUGACAUGGAAGGGACCAAAUAGGGGACAUUUUUCCUCUACAAGUAUGAAGGGCAAUAACUCUGAAUUGCUAAGUAGGAAAAUGACAAAUGUAAGUAAUUUAGAGCAGCUUCCUCAGCAUGCUGCAGACAAAUCAGGAAAAAAUGGACCAAUGAAACCUCCCAGAGCAGUGAAAGGAAAUUUUGAAAUACCAAGCCAUCACAAAAUUGACAGACAGGAUAUUUCAGCUAGUGAAUUUGGAAUUUCUGAUGGAGAAUUAGAUUUUUUGUCAGAACAAAACUUUAGUGAGGAAGACGUUUGUCUGUUAGAUAAUUCUGGUAAUUUGAUGGAAACAAACCUUCUGAUUUAUAAUGAUGAUGAUGACGGACAUGAAUCUUUUCUACAUUACAAUGAAACACACUUUGAGGUGAAGGAUAGAGCUGGGCAGGACACUUUUGAAGGUCAUGAUCUUGAAAAUCACACUUUUGAAAGUCAUAUCUAUAGCAGACCUAUGUCAAGUGGACAAUAUACAGAUGGUCAGAGACAAGACUCUAGGAAUUACUUAAGUUUUGAAACAGAUGCAAACAUGCCGAGAGAAAUGUUUCCCCCACAAUCAGAAAGUAGAAUUGAAAUUCCAGAAAGGGGAGGUAACCAAGAAGUAGAUCCUUUUCAGAACACUUUCUCUAGAGAAAUAUCAUAUGGAGAUUCUAAUGGAAUAGAGAGUUACUCAGCAGAGUUACCUAAUAGAAGACCUAACAGCUCACAUGAGUAUUCAGAGACUUGUCACCAUGGAAACCCUUUACCUUCAAAGGAUACAGCAAGAAAUUUACAGACCACUCGUAAAACAGUCCUAAUAAACAAAGGGUGUGGAAACUGUCAAAACUGUCGUGCAUCGAAGAUGUUUGACAACAUGGAAAAGCUAGCUGAGAGUGCUGGCUUUGACAUACAAGAUGUCCUCCCGGAUGGAAACUGUAUGUUCAGAGCAAUUGUCGAUCAGCUCCGUAUGCGGGGGGAUCUGACGAUGACAGCUGGGAAACUUAGAGAAAAUGUUAUUCAGUACUUGAGGGAUAAUCCUUGCAGCGAGGAUGGAACACAUAUGCAGAUGUUCCUUCCUACUGAGAAAUGGGAAGACUACCUAUCUCGCAUGGAAAAAGAUGGAGAGUGGGGAGACGAAAUGGCUCUGAGAGGAAUAUCAGAGGUAAUUAAGCGACAGAUCAACAUCAUCAGUGCGAUAGGGUCAGAUCAGCACAACCAGAUCACAAUUCAACCAACUGGGGUGAAAUCUGACCCAACACAGGACUUGUUCCUCGGGCACAUGGAUGACUACCACUAUAUAAGCCUGCGCCCCAAGAACUGGGAAGACACCUGGUUUGUCAGAGCCCGGCAAAGACUUCACCAGACCAAAGCUGAUCAACAUUCUGAUGAAUCAAUUCGAGUGUCUGGAAUGGAUGCCCCUGUCAUGAGACAUGGUAGCCCAAGUGACUAUUUUGCUGAUGAUAAGGCGGUUGAUGAGCUUAGUGGCACUCCUAUUAGUCAUUUGUCCUACGUCCUGAAGAGCGUCCUGAACAGCAAAUACUUGGAUGUUCAGGAUGCCCAGAUGUGGGAUGAUAAAAUGGCAUCUAUUAAUAGCCAUCCUAGGUCAAGCACCAUCGCCAUUGCAGUGGGAAGCAUUGUGGAGAAAUUUGCAGUCUCGUUACAGGAUAAAUCGCCCCUUCAGAUUGGAUAUUCCCUACGGAGCAAUAAGAUUGCUACUGCAAAUUUACAUGAAAUCAGUCCGCAUCUCUUAAUUUUGAACCCAUAUUAUCAUGUUAUGGAGCACCGUUCAGAUGAAAAAAGUUCCUUAAAAAACUUUGUCAUGGAAACUGUUGGAUUGCAUCCUGGGUAUUUACGCCUCCAUCAACCAAUCAAAACCUCCGAUGUUAACAGUAGAGGUCAAGUGAUGAUUACAUACAUGCCAAAUGCUUUUCUGGACACAUCAAAUGUCAGAAAAGAUAUUGGCAGUUACCAGCUACCAGAUUUUGUAGAAGAAAAUGUUGCUGUAGAAUAUGCCUUAGAAGCCAAAUUUUGGCCUGACUGUGCAUUUGAGUGGAAAAAACGAGAGCGACCAAGUGGAUGGCCGAAACCUGAAUUUAUCCAAAGCAUUAUUGAUGCUGGAUUCCUGGUAACAACAGGCUCUCAUCCUCACAGUGACAGUCCGCAGUUGGAAUUUCAAAUCAGCUUUGCGAAGGCAGAGAAGUUGCUGGCCAGAAGAAACAUGACAAAAUGUCAGCGGUACUGCUUCCACAUCUUCAAAGUCCUGGUAGAUUUUCACACGAGACAAACGCCAUUUCUGAGUACAAACUAUCUGAAGAUGAUCUUUUUCUAUGCAAGCGAGGUCGUCCCACGAAGCCAGUGGCGACUGAAUCCAGGUGCUGCCAUGUUUUAUCUGAUGGACCGUCUUUUGCACUGCUUACGAACAAAGAAACUGCCGCACUACUUCAUCCCCAGCAAUAACAUGAUAGAUCAUUUAAGUGAUGAUGUACUUCAGAGAAUGGUCACUCACCUUGAAGCUGUUCGUCAGUUUCCAGUAACUUCUAUCAUCUUGCUAGCUGAGGCCCACGGAUUGAGCAGUAGUUGGAUGUCGGAUCCAAUCAUCAAUGACAUCCCAGCUUUCACCAAGCACAGAGACCUACAAAAGUCCUUUGCCGAAGUGUUCAUACCAACAACUCUGAAAAAUGCGAUCAAUUAUGUCAAGUACAUGAUGUUACAGCCCGCUGCAGACAUAAUAAUGGAAGCAUACCAGGACAUGAAGAGUGCGGGCGAAGCUAAACCAGGGUCUGCUGAUGAGUGGUGUGUGGGGAACAUUUUUGAAUUCAUACACCAGAUUUUGUCCGAACUACAUUUCUUCCAACAGUUUUGGCUUUGUCUUGUUUUGGACAUGACACAUGGUACUUCUACAGUGACUGCGCUGACUGAAAGGUUGCCUGGAAAAACCAUCAAAGAGAUUCUUGGCAAUGAUGAAGAAGGUGAAUUGGAUAAGAUUCAAGUCCCGUUUUCUUUAAUGGAGAACAGUUGUGCUUCAAAAGCAGCAGCUGAAGAUGAAUCUGAUCCAGAGCUGACUUUUUUACAUUCCCUGGCAACUCAUCUUGUCAACAUGCAGUACUAUGAGUUAUCUUCUCAUUACCUUCGUGCUUCUGUAAGUCUGACGAAACGCAAGAUUGCUGAAAUCACCAAACACAGUAAUUCUUCAUCAGAAGUUGGACAAAUGGACGAUAGUGAUCAAAGGAGUCCACAACUUAACAGUUUGGACUUCACAAGACAACAUCAGUUAAAGAUGUAUCUGAACAAUUUUCUGGUGCAGUUAUUCAAUAGCUAUCACUACAACGGACAGACAGAACUGUUUCAGGAGUAUGUCAGUGAUCUACAGGAAGUAUGCGACUCAAUUUCUGCACCGUAUGCCUACAGGAAUCUCUCAAGAAUAUGGGGCUAUCUCGGUUGUGAUGACCGGGCACAGAAUGCCGCUGAUAGAAUGGAAGAACUGUUUCAGCUGUGUGGUGUUUGAAACAACAGAUGAACUUAGAAAACUUUUAUCAGAUACAGAAAUUUUCAUCUGCAAGAAGCCUUAGAAGAUUAAUAAUUUGAAGAAUUUCAACAUCUUGAACUUGUGUCAUAAGAAGUCUUGACACUUGUUGUAAGUUAUAUAAGUGUACAUAAGAUUACCUGGUGUGCAGCUGUUACAGUUCAUGGAUGUUGUGUAUUCUAGCUGUGAUACAAUACAAGAUACGACCAUCUGAAUGAAAGAUCUUUAUCAACACUCUCACAUCAUACCUUUAUUGCUAUAGUUUAGAAACAUCUUGGUACAAGAAGCUAAAAUCUUCCUGGACUUUAAAAGUUCCUCAGAAAUCACUGCAUGGUGUUUUGAAAAUGACAGUGAUAAAAGUAAUAAUAAUGACUUUGCCUGAGAUUUUGCAGAGUUAAAGCCCUUUGUUGAUUUUCAAUAAUAGAGUAGAUAUUGUACAGGUGUAGAGAUAUGGGACUAUAGGAUUGUUAAUAAUUUGCCCUGUGUCAUACUGUGAAGGUUGUUGUCUUCAAGAGCGUCAAGUUUGCCCAAUUUACAAAGAUAUCAUUUACAUAUGGUAGCAUAUAAUGUAUACAGUAUAUUUUCAUCCCAAUUUAUUUUCACCCUUGUAUCAUUAUACACAAAUUUGCCUCAUGUUCAUUUCAUAUAAAAGGUUUACCUUAAAAAAAUCCAUUCCCAUCUUCAAUUCACCAUCCCUGUUCAUGGACAAAAAGGGUAAGAAUUUAAUGAGGAUGAAAACUCCUCAGUAUCCAGUUUAAAUUGCACCUGGUUUAUAUUAGUGUACAGGUAAGUCAAUCAUUUUAGAGAAAUAAUUUUCAUUCAAUAAAAUUUUAUUCAUUGUAUUAAUAAAUUUCAGAGAAUGAACAAUUUUUAAAAUCAAAUAUGAUAGAAAAAAAUUUUUGUUUUUUUUUUAUCAACUAAACUAAGUAAAGAAAUAUUUUAAUAUACAACAGUAAAAAAUUGUCCAAAAUAAGGGGAGGUAAUCAAGUUUUAAAGCGAUCUAAAUGAAGUACAUUAAUACUGUUUGACUGUCAGAGAUGAAUUCUACUCAUCUUAACAUGCGUGUACAGCUUAGAAAUCCUACAUUGUCACUGUGUCAUCAAUUAUUGGAAUACUGUAAGAUUGUUUUUUAGGGAUUGUGUUCCUUACUAUUUUUGAGGAGGGACAGGUCGAAAAACAAAAUAUACUCUGAAAAGAAAAUUGAUGAAACAUGACCUCUGACCUCUGUUUCAAGAUUUCAGAAAACUUCAACAAUUUGGUAGAGGCAUUGCUUCGGAAAUAUAUUUGAUUAAAAUUGUUUUUAAGUUUUAAACAUGAAUGAAAGUUUUUUCACUUGAAUGAAUCACACCCUAAUUUCUUCGUUAUGAUUUUCAUCUGUAACACUAAAGAGACUAAAGAGAGAAUUUGACAUGUAGGGGUAAAAUGUACUGUAUAUUUGUAUAUGUAUGUUGUAUGUUGUAUGAAUAUGUUCAUGUGAUGGUUCUGUUAGCUUUGGAAAUGAUCUAUAAAAUGCUGUUACAUGUACAGAUGUAUACUGAUUUAUAUACAAGCAUGAAAUCAAGAAUCAAAUAUAAUUUUUUUUUCAAAUAACAAAUAAAUGUCUUUAAGGUUGUUAUUGUGUAUCGGAAAAAGACUUGUUACAGUCAUCAAAGUUUCAAUACAUCAUACCAUGCAGUACUGUUUCAAGCUUCAACAUCUAGAACAAGAAAAAACAACUCAGAUUGAAUUGCUUCAGUAAAGAUAUCUUUGAUUAAAUCAUCAUGGAUUAAAGAUAUAAAGUUUUAAGUAAAGAA